AUGUCCGCCGCGGAGAAGAGCGGGGGGGCCCGGCCGCCCGAAGAGAGCCGCCCGGAGCAGCCCCGCUUCCCUCCGGGCCGAGCGGGCGGAGAAGCGCCCCGCCAGAGCGGCUCCGGCGAGGGGCAGCAGCAGCAGCCAGAGGACGGCGACGAGGAGGGCCGCGGGCAGGGGCCGCGGGGGCGGGCCCCCCAGCCGCCGCUCCACCGCGCCGAGGCCCCCCCGCCCAGGGACAACCCGUGGACCCGCUGGAAACCUCCCCCCGCCGGCAGCCUGUCCCCCUCCAGCGCCUCCGCCGGCAGCGAGUUGGCCUUGCAGGACCCGGAGUUGCAGAGUUCUGCUAAAGUCAUAAAAGCAGGAAAACCAAAGACACAGAAAUCUACCAAGGCUAAUGAUUUCAGUGAUGCAACAAACUGGCCAACACCAAGUGAAAUCGCAAACUCUGAAUGUAAAAGUAUAAAUCAUCAGAAUAAAAAAACACCGAUCAAGAAGGAGAAGGAAGAGAAGAAUGAAAGGGAAAAUAACAACAAAAUCAAGAAAAACCUGGAAAUAAAUGCAGAUAAUCCUGGAGAAAAUAUUAGCGAAGAUGAAGCUCAAACUAAUAACCAGAGGAAAAAAGGUAACAAGCACAAAUGGGUGCCGCUUCAGUUAGAUGGUAUGAAACCAGAUAGUCAAGAUAGACCAGCUAGCCAAGACAGACCAGCAUCUCAGACCAAUUCAAGAUCUCAGCUGCAAACCAACAAGCUUGUUCCUCACAACAACAGACGCAAUGAGACAAGAACUAGCUGGCGAAGGGACAGGGAAAAACGAGAUGAUCACGAUGAAGUCUCUAGUGUGAGAAGUGAAAGUGGCAGUUUUCGAGGAUUUUACAGAGGAAGAGGGAGAGGAAGGGGCAGAGGAAGAGGACGUGGAAGAGGAAACCCUCGAAUGAAUCAUGAACUCUUAUAUGGUCACCGAGAACAAUAUGGUAAAAGGACAGAUCAGCCGUUUCAGCCAGAUCUUAACACUAGUAUGAUGUAUUACUAUGACGAUGGAACAGGAGUGCAGAUGUAUUCUGUGGAUGAAACACUACUUAAAGAAUACAUUAAGCGCCAAAUCGAAUAUUAUUUUAGUGUAGAAAAUUUGGAAAGAGACUUCUUCUUGAGGAGGAAGAUGGAUCAGCAAGGAUUCUUGCCGAUUUCUUUGAUUGCAAGCUUCCACCGCGUACAGGCUCUCACUACAAAUGUUAAUCUGAUCUUAGAGGCCUUAAAAGACAGUAUUGAAAUUGAAAUAGUAGAUCAGAAAAUGAGGAAAAGGAUAGAACCAGAAAAGUGGCCUAUUCCAGGGCCUUCUCCAAGGAGCCUUCCUCAAACGGACUUUUCCCAGCUUAUUAACUGUCCAGAAUUCAUACCAGGCAAUACUUUUGGUUCACUCACUGAAUCUGCCCCAAGCUCUCCAAGAAUGGGAAGCCUAAGUACUAAGAAAAGUACAGAAACAAGUAAUCUUCAAACAAUGUGUAAAGGAUUAUCUACUAGUUUGCCAGAUCUGGACUCUGAACCUUGGAUAGAAGUAAAAAAAAGGCAUCGUCCAUCCCCAACUAAGCCAAAGGAACCUGUGCCUAUACUUGAGGAAAUGUCAAGUCAGCAGCCACCAUUGCCACCAGAAGAACAAGAACAGGAAGAGCUUGACUUUUUGUUUGAUGAAGAGAUGACACAAAUAGAAGGCCGCAAAAAUACCUUCACGGAAUGGUCAGAUAGCGAUUCAGAUUAUGAAAUUGAUGAUCAGGACCUAAAUAAGAUUUUGAUUGUGACACAGACACCACCGUAUAUGAGAAAGCAUCCUGGAGGAGAUCGCACCGGUAACCAUGUAUCUCGGGCAAAAAUUACAAACGAACUUGCCAAAGUCAUUAAUGAUGGCUUAUACUACUAUGAACAGGAUUUGUGGACGGAGCAGAGUGAGAAUGAUUCUCUUGCUACAAAGCAGGAAAUUGAAAUCUUUAAGAAGUUAAAUCUUAUCAGUAAAGAAGAGUUUGACAAUCUUACCCCCGAACAUAUAACUGAUCCAAAUCAAGAAAUACCUCCAGGUCCUCCAAGAUCUCAACAAGAUUUAACUGAGCUCGCUUGUAAAUUGUUCGGUAUUCAAGACGUACCUCCAACAACAAUGGCUCGCUCACUGCCAACAGCUGUCCCUGAAUCUCCUAGAGUCCAUUCUUCCAGAACACCAAGAACUCCUCGUACGCCAAGACUACAAGAUCCUAAUAAAACACCUAGAUUCUAUCCUGUGGUUAAAGAAUCAAGAUCCAUUGAUGUGAAGACACGAAGGAAAAGAAAAACACGUCACAGUACAAACCCUCCACUAGAAAGUCAUGUUGGCUGGGUAAUGGAUUCCAAGGAUCACAGGCCAAGAACAUCUUCUAUAAGCAGUUCAAAUGCAUCACCUUCUGAAGGGGCACCACUGUCUGGAAGCUACAGCUGCACCCCUCAUUCACUUCCGACAUUUCAGCACCCUUCUCAUGAACUUCUAAAGGAAAAUGGAUUUACACAGCAAGUAUACCACAAGUAUCGCCGUAGAUGCCUAAAUGAAAGGAAACGGUUGGGAAUUGGUCAGUCUCAAGAAAUGAACACACUUUUUCGCUUCUGGUCUUUUUUCCUUAGAGACCAUUUUAAUAAAAAAAUGUAUGAGGAAUUCAGACAACUUGCUCUCGAUGAUGCAAAAGAACACUACAGGUAUGGUCUCGAAUGUUUGUUCCGGUUUUAUAGCUAUGGGUUGGAGAAAAAAUUCAGGCAAGAGAUAUUCAGAGAUUUCCAAGAAGAAACAAAAAGAGACUAUGAAUCUGGUCAGCUAUAUGGACUUGAAAAAUUUUGGGCUUAUCUAAAGUAUUCACAGUCUAAGACUCCACCUAUUGAUGUGAAACUUCAGGAAUACCUCUGCAAUUUUAAAAGAUUGGAAGACUUCAGAGUUGAUCCUCCUAUUGGUGAGGAAUCUGGGAGGAAAAGGCAUUUAACUGGUGAGGAGAGUGAUCAUCAUCGACAUCAGUCCAAUUCGUCCAAAACCCUUGUUGGUAAUUCCACAGCUGCCUCUCAGGUUCAAGUCCCAAUAAACUUUCCCACUGCAAAUACUGUACAGGAGUUGAGUAACAGCAUAUCCCAGAACAAUACUGCCACAAAAUCAAGGAGUGACCUAACUGAGCAAUAGACUUUCAUUAAGCUUGAACCUUCAGAUCAACUCCUAACGCCAGUAUUUUAG
Euleptes europaea (tarantolino) is the source of this 3222-nucleotide messenger RNA. RefSeq names its product La ribonucleoprotein 1B (gene LARP1B). Gene Ontology annotation, cellular component: cytosol; cytoplasmic stress granule. Gene Ontology annotation, biological process: positive regulation of translation; mRNA stabilization. The record is from RefSeq and is a predicted model, not a curated record. Gene Ontology annotation, molecular function: RNA cap binding. Lineage: Eukaryota; Metazoa; Chordata; Lepidosauria; Squamata; Sphaerodactylidae. The transcript is spliced from 19 exons.